AUGCAAUGGUAGAUCUUGCCAUGCAUAACCGGUGUGCCUCCGGCCCCAAUGUUCCAUCAAAGAUGAUCAGACGUCGACCCCUUGAGAUGUUCAUACACCCAGGUUCGCCGACACGUAGACGGGGUGCUUCACGAGCUCAUGAGCUUGACAAAAAAUGAUCCGGAACCAUUUUUUUUGCAUGCAGACUCUGGAUGAUAUUUCCAUUUUCACCCUCCCAUAUAUGAAGAGGUUUUAACCAUCCCAAACGAGCGGUUCUAUUCGUAGCGUUUUGUCGGAGCUCGAUGUUUGACACCGAUGGCAUCCUUGAAACCCGCAGCCGUUUCCGUCGCCGUUGGCUCGUUGGAAGGGUUUGAACAGCGGGCAGAGGGACACCGGGACUUAGAGCUUUCAUUGGCGAAAGCACCUCGCAGCAUUUUUUCCCUGCAAUGUGUGGAAUGGACCACAACCGGAACAGACUAUGUUGCCCUUACGCGCGGCACCAAGCCGUGCCACUUUGCACAGCCUGGGGAAGCUCCGAGCCAUCGCUUCCAUCGGCGGGAGAAGCUGCUCAGCGUGGCGCUCAUCUUCUGUUCGAGCUUCCAGUCGCUGGGGAAGCUCUUGGAGCGAGGAGGUCCGAGCUUGCAAGAGGUUGACGGAAGCGGUGCGUUUUCCAGGCGGAAAAGACCAAGCUGGAGAGGCACUGCAAAGCUUACGACAACUAUGGCUAUGCCAUGAAGCCGGCAGCCGACCUGCACGUUUUGCAGUGUCUCCAGCAGUAGUGAAUGCUGCAUGCACAGCUAUAGACUGGGGACUGGUCGGUGGGGAAGAAGCACAUGAUAUCCUGCAAUGGCUGGCGAAAGAAGUUGCCUCCAGACUUGGCAAUUUCAGUCCAGGGACUGGUGUGGCAGGCACAGCUUAUGUGCAUGUCAUCCAUCGGGAGCCUUCAGGAAAGCUGUUGCCUUUGCUCGAAGAGCAUCUCACUCUGCUGACGUCUCGGAAGUCCUUGACUCCCCGUGCCAUCGCGAACUUCAUCAACCUACUCUAUGGCAGUUCUAGUGAACAUCAGCCCAGCCAGACGUUGUCGCACUUGCGCUUAGAAGCUGCUGGGACCUUGAGCUCCUUUGCAGCCACCGAGCUGUUGGAUGUCGCUUCAGGCCUGGCCAAGUGCCAGCAGCUGGACUGCAAUUUCUUGCAGGACCUCCGCCGAGCGGUGGAUUCCAUGCCCUUCGAACCGCCCCCGUCGCCCGAGCACCCUUGGGACGUGGCUGACCCUUCGAAGACGUGGCGGUGCCCGCAGCCGCCGAGGCUUCUGGCCGACUUCCCGGACGCGCUGGUCCUGUCGAAGCCCGCCGGCUGGUCCUGCGCGACGGGUCGCGCCUCGCGGGCGACGGGCGGAGACGGCCGAGGCGGUCCCGCGCCCGCGCGGGUGGCGGAGGUCCUGGCCGCUUCCUUUCCGGAGCUUUCGCCGUUUCAAGACGCCGCGGCCGAUCACGGCAUGGCACACCGCUUGGAUCUGGAGACCAGCGGUGCGUUGCUGCUGGGGAAGAGCUUACGAAGCUUCUGGAGGCUGCGGCUGGAGUUCGUGGCGCAGAAGGUGAAGCGGCAAUAUCUCACGCUGGUGCAAGGUCGCCUUGGGCCUCUGGGAGUUGCGCAGCAGGUCCAGGAACCUCUGCGCCUGCAGCGCUUGCGUCGGUCCAAUCCAACGCGCUCGGUCCAAUCCAAAUCGCUGGUCUGCGAGACUGGAAGGCCAGCACGAACUCGCUUUGUGCCCCUGGCGCACGUGAAGUCGCGGGAGGGAGGAGACUCGAUAUGACUCUCCUCUCUGCUGAGCCUUUGACAGGGAGGACUCACCAAAUCCGUAGUCACUUGGCCUACCUGGGCCAUCCUCUUGU
Messenger RNA from Durusdinium trenchii, 1871 nucleotides. NCBI's taxonomy places the organism in Eukaryota, Dinophyceae, Suessiales, Symbiodiniaceae. The record is from the annotation of a GenBank genome assembly.